Messenger RNA from Rhododendron vialii, 1714 nucleotides. Its product is annotated as protein RETICULATA-RELATED 3, chloroplastic-like. The transcript has 2 exons. The record is from RefSeq and is a predicted model, not a curated record. Bases 371 to 1471 code for a protein of 366 amino acids. Lineage: Eukaryota; Viridiplantae; Streptophyta; Magnoliopsida; Ericales; Ericaceae.
CUCUCUCUCUCUCUCUCUCUCUCUCUCUGUGUUUGUUUGUUGUUGCUGCUGCUGCUGCUGCUGUUUUUGUGUGAUUGAGAUUUUUACACUGAAGCCUAUUUGAACAUGUAACAUCGAGAAUAUUAUGCAAACACCAGAAUAUGGGGUUCAGUAAAAAAGUACACACCUUCAGGAGUCCGAUCCACACACCAGGAGUGAAUCCAUUCAAAGAUUCAACUCAGAUGUUGUACUUUCUAUGCAUUUAGGUCCCUCUUCUUUUUAGCAUUUCUUUGGGGGCCUGAAGCAACGCCUUUGGUUUGUUCGUGGUGAAGAAAAAGGUGGAACCAAUAUUCAAAUCCGGUUUAAAAUUGAAGCUCCACUUGGGGUGAAGAUGCCUGUUACUGCUCGACUAAUUCAGUUUCCUCCCAUCUCAUGGAACAACUCCAAUCGGAUUUUCGGAAAUCGUCCCCUUUUUGAUCAAUCAAUUUCCUUCCCUAUCAUAUCCUUGCCUCCAUCUUCCCCUCUCCACGCCGAAUCCUUCCUCCCCAACCUCCUCCAAAAAUUCCAUCUUCCCUGCGCUAGUAGUGGUGGCAAUGGCAGUGACGGUGCUGGAUGGGGAAAUGGCGGUGGCAGCAGCAGCGGAGGUGGUGACAGCAGUGAUGGGUGGAGCGGAGAUGAAGAUUCUGAUGAUACCUCCUCCUCCUCGUGGAUUGGACCGAUUGGGGCCUUUUUGAAUGGAUGGAGAUCAAGAGUUGCUGCAGAUCCCCAAUUCCCAUUCAAGGUUCUAAUGGAGGAAUUGGUUGGUGUAACCGCUUGUGUUCUUGGGGACAUGGCGUCUCGUCCUAAUUUCGGACUCAAUGAGCUUGAUUUCGUGUUUUCAACUCUAGUUGUCGGAUGCAUUCUCAAUUUUGUACUCAUGUAUCUAUUGGCACCCACCAUGUCUGUUUCCUCUUCCACCCUCCCUUCAAUUUUCGCCAGUUGCCCUACCAGCCACAUGUUUGAACCUGGACCCUACAGUCUUGUCAAUCGGUUGGGAACUUUUGUGUACAAAGGAACUCUAUUUGCUGCUGUGGGUUUCGCGGCAGGGCUGGUUGGGACUGCACUCUCAAAUGGACUGAUAAAGUUGAGAAAGAAGAUGGAUCCCGAAUUUGAGACACCAAAUAAGGCUCCACCUACGAUUUUGAAUGCAGGUACCUGGGCAAUUCACAUGGGUUUGAGCAGUAACUUGAGAUACCAAACUCUGAAUGGGGUGGAGUUUUUGCUAGCUAAUGCGCUUCCGCCGGUGGCAUUUAAGUCGUCGGUGGUGGUUCUGAGAUGCUUGAACAAUGUCCUAGGAGGAAUGUCGUUUGUGGUAUUGGCAAGAUUAACGGGUUCGCAAAGCGUGGGUGAAGAGAAGAAGGUGGUGGUUACAACAGAUGAAGAUGGAUCGGUUGAAAAGAAGGAGAAGUUGCUUAAUGAGAGCGAGGAUUCUUCAAGCAAUCAGUCGACUUGAAAGUAAUUUCAAACUCAAUCAAAUGGCUGUGCUGAGCUUCAUAAGUUUUAACCUUCUCGUCUCUCUCUGUUUUUUAAUCUAUCUAUGAAUAAACCACAUUAAGUGGGUUAUUGAACGAUAGUUAGUUGUUUUCUAUGUUGGAAUUAUCCUGCUAGCUUGUUUUGAAGAUGAUCAAUAGCUGAUGGUUAGCUUGGUUUGUUUUCUUCUUUUUUUCUCCUGGUAAUUUAAGUAUGGUUGUCAGUA